Linum tenue is the source of this 1239-nucleotide messenger RNA. NCBI's taxonomy places the organism in Eukaryota, Viridiplantae, Streptophyta, Magnoliopsida, Malpighiales, Linaceae. The record is from the annotation of a GenBank genome assembly.
CGAGAGAGACCCAGGCCUAAAGGCACAUACGCGGCCGCUUAAGCUUCAUAAAACGCACCGCCUUCAAAGUCAGUUGGGUACUUGGGUUGGGCCGGCAGGCCUAAACUCCAAGGCCAGAUUUCUCCCGGCUUUCAGACCGUAAAUCAAUUGAACGAAUCAGCGAACGAUCCGAUCUCUCUCCCCCCAUCCCCAACAAAAUAUUUUCAGCUCUGCGAAGUGUCUUCAGUUUAUUCUGCUGCUUUCGGGAUCGAGCAGGGAGGUUGAAGGAGACAGGCACAAGAUCGCCUAAUUGCUUCGCUGAAAAAUGGCUGCCAUCUUAGCUCGAAAGUCUCUCUCCGCUCUCCGCGCUCGGCAGCUGGUUGUAUCUGGUCAGGCAUUGCGGACCUCACCUCUGUACGCCAUGCGAUCCAGUGCUUUAUAUUCAACAGACAGAGAGGAUAUAGAGAGAGAGGAACUUGCAAAGGAAAUUUCCAAGGAUUGGAAUUCUGUGUUUGAGAGAAGCAUAAACACACUCUUCCUUACCGAAAUGGUCCGUGGGUUGUCGUUGACCCUGAAGUACUUCUUUGAGCCAAAAGUUACUAUCAACUACCCGUUUGAGAAGGGUCCUUUGAGUCCUAGGUUUCGUGGAGAGCAUGCCCUCCGUCGAUAUCCUACAGGAGAGGAACGUUGCAUUGCUUGCAAGCUUUGUGAAGCUAUUUGCCCCGCUCAAGCCAUCACAAUUGAGGCAGAGGAACGAGAAGAUGGAAGCCGUAGGACUACUCGGUAUGAUAUUGACAUGACCAAGUGCAUCUACUGUGGAUUCUGCCAAGAGGCUUGUCCUGUUGAUGCCAUUGUUGAAGGACCAAAUUUCGAAUUUGCCACCGAAACCCACGAGGAGCUUUUGUACGACAAGGAGAAGCUGCUCGAGAAUGGUGACCGUUGGGAAACUGAGAUUGCCGAGAACCUCAGGUCUGAGAGUCUGUCGCUGAGAGUGCCAUUUGAAGCCAGUUGUUCACCUUAAUUUGAACAUGGAGAAUAAAAGAAUAUGCCUGUAGGGACUGAAAGCUAUUCAGAUUUCCGCAGUUGUAGUUUGAUAUUUGAUCGUGAAGUUAUGCUUUGCCCUGUAAUUGUUGGGAGGGCACUUGGUGUUCUCUAGCUGCAAGUUCCGGUAUUACCUCAAUAAUUUUUCGUCAUAAUCUUAUUAUUAUGUGAAGAGAAUUAGCUGAGUCUCCUGGUGUAACUAAGGGAAUUUCUAAUGUG